Amoebophrya sp. A25 is the source of this 6689-nucleotide messenger RNA. The record is from the annotation of a GenBank genome assembly. Lineage: Eukaryota; Dinophyceae; Syndiniales; Amoebophryaceae.
AUCGUUGGAAAAAGCUCGAGCGUAGAACUUUCCAACUCGACGUUUUUUUUAGGAAAUCACUUCCCCAACAACAACAACAACAACACCAAAAUACGCUUACCUUGUCGCAGGUGAGCCAACUCCUAUCCUAUCCUAUCCUAUGAUGAAUCCUCCACACUGUCGUGCAGCAGUCCUCCAAGAGCCCCCCAAACGAGAAUACUUACUUAGAGAUGAACUUCUGAUAUAACUGCAAAUAUGGCGGACGCGGAUUUAGAAAAGCCGACGACCUCGUACCAGAGGUCGAAGGAUGCGAACCUGUUUCGGGAUCCUUACCCUGGGGUCCGACCUGCCGGUCAGAGUACCAGUAUCUUCAACGACACCGCGGAGAGGGAUUUGCAGUCCGAUAUCUACUUUCCAAGACCACCAACGCCACCAGAACAGAGGAAGUAACUUUUUUUGAGACGAUAAGAGAACAGUAAGUUUUUUUUUGAGACAUCAUUGAUAUUUUUAAACUUAUAAUUUUCUCAUCUUUCAGGUUCCGAAAAAAUCUAGUGCCGGGAGAGAUACAGAUCCAUCAUGGCCUUAUCGACCAGCAGCUUCCGCCGGACAACUUUAGGUACGACACAUUUCUUUUUCCCGUUGUUCAAGAACUAGUACAUUUUCUUUCCUAAUGACUAAGCUGUGUUACUGCUGCUAAGUGGUACCUACAAAAAAAAAAUUGGCGCGACGAUAAACACUUGCUACAACCUCCGCCACACAUCUAUAGAGAUCAACAUCAUUCAUCACACCAAAUCUCCAAUCUGGAUCACACCAGGUACGGCAUGCACAGUGAUAAGGGUGAGACUGUGGCGAGGACUUUUAAAGAUGGCCUGUUACUUGGAAUUGCGGAAUACAAUAAUAAGUGUGCCGAAACAGUAUACAAGAGCACUAAGAUGGAACCUCUCGGUAAGACCUUUGUGCGAGGACACGUGCUACCACCAGAGACGAAAGCGCCGACGUUUAAUGGUAUUUAUUAUACUUUGCCUUCAUCCAGUUUCUACUUGAAUUUGCUAUUACGUGUUUUCCAAGUGAGAUACAAGAUGGCUUUGGGCUUCUUUUGGCUGUUCUUGCAGAAUCUAACCCACAUACAGAACCAUGAUAAACAGAAUUUAACCCACAUCCUUGUACAACUUCCACCUGCCCUACCGCUACCUCACCGUUACCUCCUCCUGUGCUAAGGUUUCGGCAAGGCGUCAGCGGAUCGGCAAGAUGGAAAGCUAGUAAUAUUUCCAAGAGGGAUGAUGCCCGACUCAAAAGAGCAUGUCGAGAUGUAUCGAUUCACACAUGGUACUCAAUUUAAGUAGUCAAGUGAUUCUCUUUGUCUCCGUAAAUUGAAGUCUACUUGUCAACUUCACUACGUAACUACUUUGUCUACUUAAAUUGAAUUCCUCUUUGAAGAAGUAACUACUUUGUUACUACUGAAAUAGUGUCUCCGUAAAUUGAAUUCAUCUUUGAAGACAAAGUAGUUACGUCCUUUUUCAUCAAGUGAUUCUCUUUUGAAUGAGAAGAUGUACCGAUUCACACAUGGUACUAGAUUUAGUUCUUAUUCUUUUCUUGGGUCUCUGUCUCUUUCUUAUGAAGAAUCUUCAAUGAGUUACUGGUAUGGUCUUUAGUAGGUUCAGAUUUUUCAUCAAGUGAUUCUCUUUUUAAUGAGUAGGUUCAGGUUUUUGAAUGCUGAAUCCAAAUCUGAUGUCACUCUUCUGAAUCCAAGCCGCUGGUUUCUUCCACCUUCUCCAUCUCAGGCAACUACGGAGCAGGAGAACAGGCAGAUAGAAAAUAUGAGUGGCCUGAAGCAGCAAAGAAUCGUGAUUUCCGAUUUGGAGCUACAGAAAAAGACGCCGGGGGAGAACAGGGAGGCGUGCCAGGUAAAUGAACUGGGAUUGGAAUUCUUUUCAUGACGGAUCAAGUAGUAGAUGUAGAUGAGUCUAGUGCAUUCUCACUAGGAUGUUUUACAUUCUCAAUUAGUAAGUAAAUGAUAUAGAUACCCAAUUGCUUACUCGCUGUAAAUACGAUUUUUGAGAAAUUGCGCAAUGAAACCAUGCUCAUGCUAUAUUAUUCUCACUACUUGUUCUUGUCAACCUGAUGACAAAAAGGUGCUCUCUGGUGGGAUCGAGGCGAAGAUGGAAAGACACAAAAAACGAAGAUAGGCACAAUCACACUAGCGGAUUAUAGAGACGUGACGCAUGACAAACUUGGGAAGACUAGGAAUUACUGCCAGGGAUCACACCCGGUACUUUUUGGCUAAUUUAUCACAUCCUCCAAAUUUGCUUUUAUCACUCCUCAAAAUGAUGAGUACUCAGAUGUUGAAUGGUAGCGUGCGAUGUCUCAAAAUAGGAGUCUUUCUCGCCAUCUUUUCGACAUGAUCCAAUAAGAUGGCCCCUCUACGUACUUCGACAAAUAGAUACUAGCUUAGAGCGACGCGUAGCCCAUUUCCGCACUAGAAUCACCACGCACCAUCACAAACCAAAAAAAAAACAUGCCGGCGCACGUGCAGGCACCGGCCUAAAACUUGCUCUAUGCACCCACAGAAAGGAAACCCUUCCACAUCCUGAAAGACAGCCAAAAAGGCGCCCGGAAGGGGGAGAGGCGUUCUGGGAUCUAGUAACGUCCGAGAAAAGUAGCCGAGGCCGCUGCCCUCUCUCCUUCUAUUAAUGUCCGAGAAAAUUGGCCGGGGCCGCUCCCUCCCUCUUCUUCUAUAUUCAUUUGCCUGAGAAAAUACCGAGACCGAUGGACAGGGGGAACCGCUGCCCCCCUCUUCUUCUAUUAAUGUCCGAGAAAAGCCGAGGCCGGCCCGAUGGAUAGGGCGGCGGCUGUCUCUCUUCCUCUCCUUUUAUUAAUGUCCGAGAAAACCCGAGACCGAUGGACAGGGCGGCUGGCUGCCCUCUCUCCUUCUAUUAAUGUCCGAGAAAAUUGGCCGGGACUGCUGUUCCCCUCUGCUUCUAUUGAAAUUAAUGCCCGAGAAAAGCCGAGACCGAUGGACAAGACGGCGGGCGGGUCUUCUAUUAAUGUCCGAGAAAAGGCGAGGCCGAUGGGUUGGGUGGUGGCUGCCCUGGUCUUCUCCUAUUAAUGUCCGAGAAAAGUAGCCGGGGCUGCUGCCCUCUUGUUCUUCUAUUAAUGUCCGAGAAGAGCCGAGACCGAUGGACGGGACGGCGGGCGCCCUCCCCUCUUUCUAUUAAUGUCCGAGAAAAGUAGCCGAGGCGGCUGCUCUCCUCUUCUUCUAUUAAUGUCCGAGAAGAGCCGAGACCGAUGGACAGGACGGCGGGCGCCCUCUUGUUCUUCUAUUAAUGUCCGAGAAAAGCCGAGGCUGAUGGGAUGGGUGGCGGUUGCCCUGGUCCUCUUCUAUUAAUGUCUGAGAAAAGUUGUAGCCGAGGCUACUGCCCUCCUUCUGUUCUUCUAUUAAUGUCCGAGAAAAGUAGCCGGGGCUGCUGCUCUCCUCCUCUCUUUCUAUUAAUGUCCGAGAAAUGUCGAGACCGAUGGAGAGGGCAAGACACGGCCUACCCUUCUUUCAGCGCUUGGCCUUCAAUUUUUUGGCCAAGUUGCUAAGUUUUUGAUUUUAAGCCAUUCGAGUGAAAUUUAUUAGAAACCUGACCGACCCGGGCGCGGUGUGUCCCUCUCUUACUGAUCCAGCGCGGGCUCUUCUCUAUCUGGGCUGGAAGGUCUACAAAUUUUAGCCAAGGCGCCAGCUUUUUGACUUUGAUCAAUUACAAUUUGGGCGAAAUUGGAAACCCAUCGCGCGCACCCGCACGGCCUCCCCUUUUUUCGGCGUUUGUUAGUUUUUAAAUUUUGGCCAAAGUGCUAAGCUUUUGACUUUAAACCAUUUGGAGCGAUAUUAGAAACCAACCGCGCGCACUGCCUCCCUUUUUUUUCGGCGUUUGUUUUUUAAUUUUGGCCAAAGUGCUAAAUUUUUGACUUUAAACCAUUUGGAGUGAAAUUAUGCACCUGGCUGGGGUGGGAUAACGUUAGAAACCAACCGCGCGCACUGCCUCCCUUUUUUCUCGGCGUUUGUUUUUUAAUUUUGGCCAAAGUGCUAAGUUUUUGACUUUAAACCAUUUUGAGGGAAGUUAGGCAUCUGGCUGGGAUGGGAUAGCACCGCUUCCCUUUUUUUCGGCGUUUGUUAGUUUUUAAAUUUUGGCCAAAGUGCUAAAUUUUUGAUUUUAAACCAUUGGGAGCGAAAUUAGAAACCAACCGCGCGCACUGCCUCCCUUUUUUUUCGGCGUUUGUUUUUAAAUUUUGGCCAAAGUGCUAAGUUUUUGAUUUUAAACCAUUUUGAGUGAAAUUAGGCACCUGGCUGGGAUGGGAUAACCAUCGGGAUCGAAACCGUCAGGAUCUAAACCACCGGGAAGAUCUAAACCAUCGGGAUCUAAACCAUCGGGAUCUAAACCAUCGGGAUCUAAACCAUCGGGAUCUAAACCAUCGGGAUCUAAACCAUCGGGAUCUAAACCAUCGGGAUCUAAACCAUCGGGAUCUAAACCAUCGGGAUCUAAACCAUCGGGAUCUAAACCAUCGGGAUCUAAACCAUCGGGAUCUAAACCAUCGGGAUCUAAACCAUCGGGAUCUAAACCAUCGGGAUCUAAACCAUCGGGAUCUAAACCAUCGGGAUCUAAACCAUCGGGAUCUAAACCAUCGGGAUCUAAACCAUCGGGAUCUAAACCAUCGGGAUCUAAACCAUCGGGAUCUAAACCAUCGGGAUCUAAACCAUCGGGAUCUAAACCAUCGGGAUCUAAACCAUCGGGAUCUAAACCAUCGGGAUCUAAACCAUCGGGAUCUAAACCAUCGGGAUCUAAACCAUCGGGAUCUAAACCAUCGGGAUCUAAACCAUCGGGAUCUAAACCAUCGGGAUCUAAACCAUCGGGAUCUAAACCAUCGGGAUCUAAACCAUCGGGAUCUAAACCAUCGGGAUCUAAGCCGUCGGGAUCUAAACCGUCGGGAUCUAAACCGUCGGGAUCUAAACCAUCGGGAUCUAAACCAUCGGGAUCUAAACCAUCGGGAUCGAAACCAUCGGGAUCGAAACCAUCGGGAUCUAAACCAUCGGGACCUAAACCGUCGGGAUCUAAACCGUCGGGAUCUAAACCGUCGGGAUCUGAACCAUCGGCGGAUGUGUGUGGCGGUGUGUUUUUUUUUGAGCGUUUUGAAAAUUGGUUGUUUAUUGUUCAUUUUGUUUUUGUAUUAACAUUUCUCCUAAACAACAGACCCCAGCCCGUGGCUUCGGUAUUGUCUCAGCCGGCGCUAACGACACUGCAGCAGCCUGUAUGUCUGGGACAUACACUGACGCGGACAAUAUACCGGAAGAGAAUCUAGGAAAGUGCACUAUCGUUGGCCGACGCAACGUCAGUGAAGAUCCUGGUCGACUCUACGGCGUGCCAUCUGUGCGAUACGACAUUCCAUGUCCAGACCUUGGCAAGAGAGGUCUAGCCGAUAUGCAGAACUACGGUGACGAAGUUGGAGCCGGGCCAUUGUUGAAUCUUAUGAUGAGAUACUUUUUAACAUGGAUUGGUGCUGUAAAUGUAGUUUGUCGUAAUUGUAGUCGAAGAUGAAUCAUGAGUUGAAUGAUUUCGUACCUGGUUGUGGUAAUAGCAAUACUUGAAUAAAUCUUUUAGUAAAUAAUGAUCUACUUGUUCCUUCUAGAACUACAUUGCUGUCAAGUUAUAUUCUCGUCGUUGACGAGAUCCAUCACGAUGAUCACCUCGACUCCCCUCUAAGCCUCCUCAGCGAUUUGAGAUCCGUGGCAUCAUGGAUAAGGAUUUCUUGCUUCGACGAGACCGAGAGGAAACCAGAGCUAUUUUAAAGGGUUCAGGAUACGACUUCGACAAUUUCGAUCAUUUGUUCGAUGCUGCUUUGGAGGUAUGUCGAUUUUUUUUUUUGCUAUCCCCUUUUCUCAUUCCUUGCAGCUCCUUCUAGUCACUCAAUAUUGGCACACAGAUACAUACCAGAAGUCUUCCUACGUCGUCCUAAUCUCACUCCUUCUACCUCGUUUCAGCUGUUCAGCGACGACAUUCCGCUUGCUUCCUUGGAUGCGAUAUUGUACCUGCAUGGCAGCAAGGUAGAGCGCAAGGUCGAGAGCGCUCUUCGCGGCAGCUAAAUAAACCGCUAGUAGUUCACGUUAAGAAACGUUUCUUGAUUACAACUAAUUACUCAGUUCUUGUCUCUUGUUCAAAUCGCUUUCGCUUAUUAUCCCAAUUUUGUACGCAUAUGACAACAUCAGAAGAUGUGCUACUAGUCUUUUACACGACACCAGAGUCAUAGGAUGUAGUACAUCACGAAACCCCAUGUUGCGCCACAACAUGUCGCGAGAAAGCUUUCUAGAUUUUACCGUUUGUUGGAAUCACUGGAAGAUCACGUCGCUCAUAAAGGAGUUAAACGCAGAAAUAAGAAAGAUAGACGAAAACGAAAUUAGAAUACCAUUAUCAAUCAGUUAUAAGAAGUCUGGAUUUUUGAGUCUUGAGCACAAACCGUUUUGUGAAAAUUAUAGCUUAUUCGUUACACAUUUGAUGAGCGUUACUGUCACCGACCCAAAGAGAAUCGGAAUUAGUGGGUCGUGGCGGAGUCACAAGAAAAUGCAUUUGAUGAUUAUGAAUGAUAUCAGUAUAAGAAAAAUGUCGAAUGGAAAUUGAAACGCACACAUUGUAUACAGAAACAAGUUGGUAGGAAAAGAUGAAAUGUACCACUAGUGA